This is a messenger RNA of Fusarium keratoplasticum, 1440 nucleotides long. RefSeq lists its product as uncharacterized. The transcript has 3 exons. The coding region runs from base 1 to 1440 and encodes 479 amino acids. NCBI's taxonomy places the organism in Eukaryota, Fungi, Ascomycota, Sordariomycetes, Hypocreales, Nectriaceae. The record is from RefSeq and is a predicted model, not a curated record. Gene Ontology annotation, molecular function: heme binding; oxidoreductase activity, acting on paired donors, with incorporation or reduction of molecular oxygen; iron ion binding.
AUGGGUUUUCUGAAAGAGCUCUCUGUUACUUUCAAGUCAUUGUUUACCCCUUUCAAUGACCUCCCUGCCAUUCCGAAAGGGUUCCCUAUCGAUUAUGAAGAGCUUCAGGCUCUUCCAGUCUCUGUGUCAUAUGGCGCAGCACUUUCACUUCCAGUGAUCCUUUAUCUCACAUUUUACGUGAUAUACAAUCUGUACUUCCACCCACUGCGGCAUUUGCCGGGGCCACUUCUAGCCAGGGCUACGCGUCUGCCAAUGGUGAUCAAUAAGUUCCGUGGCACCGCAACGUGGCAUUCCAAGUUGCAUGAGAAGUAUGGCGACGUUGUCCGACUGGCACCAGACGAAGUCAGCUUCAUCGAUCCUCAAGCAUGGAAAGACAUUUACGGCUUCCACGCUGGCAGCAGGGAGAACUUCCCUAAGGACUAUACCUUCUACGGUCCCGAUGCCGCCGGAAGGGGAGGUGGCAUCUUCAGAGCCAAUGACGAGGUCCAUGCACGUCAACGGCGAAUCUUUUCCCACGCGUUCUCAGAUAGGGCGCUGAAUCAACAAGAGCCUAUUUUGAAGUCCUAUGUGGACAAGCUGAUCACACGACUCAAGACAUUCGCCAAGGACAAACCGGGACUGAGGAUCGAUAUCGAAAUGUGGUACAACUUUACCACGUUCGACGUCAUGGCCGAUCUCACUUUUGGUGAGCCCUUACAGUUGCUGGACAAUCCAAACAAGUCCUACUUUGUGCACAAUGUUAUGGAUUUUCUCAAAGUUCAGAGUGCCACGCAGCUAGGCAGAUAUUACCCCAUGAUCGCGCCAAUUUUGGACCACCUCUUCAUCCCACGGAUUACCAAGGCCAACCAGAAGAAACAUUUCAAGGAAUCUGUCUCCAAAGUGAACCGCAGACUGGAGCGACAGAGCGACAGAGGAGAUAUCUGGUCACUCGUCAUUCGCCAAAAUAAAGACAAGGCCCUGUCUCUCGGCGAAAUGCAAGCGACGGGUGUUUCCUUCAUGACUGCUGGGACGGAAACUACCGCGACCGCGCUGAGUGGUCUAACUUACUAUCUUCUCACCAACCCCGAAAAGCUGAAGAAGCUCAACACCGAGAUUCGCACUACAUUCGCCUCGGAAGAAGAGAUGUCCAUCCUCGCCCUGGCUCGGUUACCGUACCUACAGGCAUGCUUCAAUGAGGCUCUGCGAAUGUAUCCCCCUGUGCCUGGCGGCCCUCCUCGCGUGGCUCCUCCUUCUGGUGGACUUGUAUGCGGAGAGCAGCUCCCUGCUGGUACAACGUGCUAUUUCAGUUCGUUCGCGGCCUAUCGUUCGCCCCGCCGUUUCAAAGAUCCCGAUAGCUUCGUGCCCGAACGCUGGAUGGGCGAAGAGCGCUACGUAUCAGACAAUAGAGAAUGCGUUCAACCAUUCUCAUUCGGACCCAGGAACUGUCUAGGAAAGAAGUAA